Neltuma alba is the source of this 3336-nucleotide messenger RNA. RefSeq names its product probable disease resistance protein At1g61300. The record is from RefSeq and is a predicted model, not a curated record. Gene Ontology annotation, molecular function: ADP binding. Lineage: Eukaryota; Viridiplantae; Streptophyta; Magnoliopsida; Fabales; Fabaceae. The transcript has 2 exons. Bases 105 to 3062 code for a protein of 985 amino acids.
UCGAGCUUGUGGACUGCGAUCACCCAGAAAGCACUCCUUCCAUCUCAAACAGCUGGCUUUCGUCUUUUCAUCUCUGGUCCAAGCCAGGAAUUUGAGGUUUGGCCAUGAAUGGGAUCAGAAACACAGUCUCUGCUCUCGGAGAGAUGGGAGGUGAGCUGGUCACGCAGGUUGCAUUGGAGGUUUCAGGAGAUACAUUCAAAGACAAGCUUCGAGCUUUCACUACUGAUUUGGAAGACAAAUAUGAGGACUUACAGCAACGAAGGCUGUUGCUACAUGCCUUGAGAAAGGACCUGGAGAGGGAAGUUCAAAGAUGUAGAGAGAAAGAAACCACAAGUUCUUACAGCUUAUGGAUCACUAAGGCAUCAGAGGUUGAUGAAGAAGUGAAUGAUUUGGUGAGUAGAUAUGAAGCAGCAAAGCAAGCUUCAUACGGAUUUUUGCAACGACCAAGUCUGUCUUCAGAGGUGGAAGAAAAGCUUAAAGCAAUUAAGGAACUAGUUGAACAGAAAAGUUAUAUGGUUUUUCAAGUUGACAAACCUCCAGAGCGUGUCUUAAAAGUGUUAAAUGCUCCUCGUAUUGCAGGUUAUCCUACCCUACAAGGUGCACUGGAAAAAGUUUUGGAAUUGGUCAAAAAUAGUAAAAUAAAAGCCAUUGGAGUUCAUGGACUGAAAGGGGUUGGGAAAACAGCAAUAAUGCAGAAUUUGAACAACCAUGAAGAGGCUGACAAGUUGUUUGAUAUUGUCAUUUUUGUGGGGGUCCCGGAUGAUGAGAUUCAUCUCCAACAAAAAAUUGCAAGGCGAUUGAAGGUCGAUGCCAAAGGGAUCAAUGACACUGAAGAUAUUGCCAGAAAAAUACACAAAGAGCUGAAGAAUAAGAGGUACUUGUUGAUUUUGGAUGGAGUGGUGGACUCUAUUGAUUUGAGUCAGCUGGGAAUUCCAAAUAAUGACAAUUACAGCAAGGUUGUGGUGACCGCUCAACAUAAACAGGUUUGUACCUUGAAUGAUGCAGACAGGUUGAUCAAGGUUGAGCAAUUAUCUCGUGAUGAGGCGUGGAAGAUGUUUCGAGAUACUGUUGGUCCUAAAAUUGAUCGGCCAGACAUUCCAGAGAUUGCUCAACGUGUAUGUGACAAGUGCUCUGGUCUUCCACUGCUAAUACAUAAGAUAGCGCGAUCUUUCAAAUUGAAAGGGAGUGCUCCAAGCUGGAGGGCAGGACUGGAGGAUCUGGAAGAACGAUGGCCAGAUUAUGAAAAUGAAGGCGUGAACGAGUUGUACUCAUUCUUGACAUUCUGCUAUGACGACUUGAAAGAUGAAAAGAAACAGAAAUGCUUUCUGUAUGCUUCAUCGUACCCUGCUGACAGCAAGGUUUACAGUGAUUAUUUGGUGGAGUGCUUGGCAGCUCAGAAUUUCCUUGGUGAUAUCAAUGGGACAAGAAAGUAUCAAAAUGCACGUGAUCGUGGUUAUGCAAUACUAGAGGACCUCACAAAUGUCUCAUUACUAGAGAAAGGAAAACAGAUGAUAUAUGUCAGCAUGAAUGAUUGUAUGAAACAACUUGCUUCAUAUAUAUCUUCUAAAUAUCCUCAGUAUAGCUCUUACGUCCAGACUGGAGAGGAACUUGGGGAACCUGAAACAUCAAAAUCUUGGCAGAAUGCGAGGUGGGUAUCUUUGAUUAACAGCAAUUUGCAGACUUUACCAAUAGACCAGGAUUGUAGUAUGCUUGAGACAUUAUUGUUGCAGAAGAAUCCAGAGUUAUCUAAAAUUCCUGGAACAUUUUUCAAGAAGCAUAUGAGAAACCUGGUGGUGUUAGAUAUGUAUGGUACUGGAAUUAAAAGUCUGCCAUCAUCUGUAUCGAAGCUGACUGGUCUUAGGGGACUGUAUCUCAAUGAUUGUGAGCGUCUAACCAUGUUGAAUUGUGGAUUAAGAUCACUUGAACGGCUUGAAUUUCUUGACAUUCGAGGAACCAAAGUGCCCUUCUUAUCAUCUGAUAUUGGGUACUUGACCAAUUUGAGGUGCUUGCGAAUCCCAUACAUUAAAAUUGCAGAUCAAAGUGAAGAUCCAGCUGUCAAUGCUAAUUACAGUGCGCUUUCAAGGCUUCAAAAAUUGGAAGAAUUGAUAAUUGAAGUGGUUUCCUAUCAGGAAUGGUGUAAUGAUGCUGCAAAUGUGAUGCAGCAGUUGGCCUAUCUGGAAAAUCUAACCAACCUCAGGUUCAGUUUUCCCACUUCAACAACUCUUCAAAAUCUUCUGACAAGGAGAGCUGGUAAACAAUUCAGUUCAUUCCAAUUCUUCGUUGGAUGUCAAAACUCUAAGCGUCCUUCAAUUCUUGAAUCUUUUGAGUACAGAAUUUCUAGAUAUUUGAGAUAUAACAAUGGCGGAUGCGAGGAUACUCCAGCAAUUAGUGCUAUACUUCCUCAAACUGAUGCAUUAGAAUUGAUCAACUGUAACCAUGUCAGAGAUCUGUCAAACCUUGGGACAGAAAGCUUGGAGCGUAUCCGUGGUAUUCUGAUUGAGAAAUGCAAUGAAAUUCAUACCCUUUUACCAGGAACUGUGAAUGGCACAAGAGAGGUAAGCAUCCUGCCAAAUCUUGAGCAACUGCACCUGAUAAACUUGCGCAAGUUGAAUUGUGUCUUCAGAGGUCCCUUUCAUCAGGAAUCCCUUUCCAAACUAAGGGCUUUGACAUUGAAAGAUUGCUCGUCUUUGAAAUACAUUUUUGGUGAUGGAGCUAUUCAACAUUUUUCACAGCUUCAUUUUCUGGAAGUUCAAAACUGUUCAGAUUUUGAAGAACUUAUUGCAGCGGUUGAUUAUGGCAGUGCCGUGCUUCCCAAAUUAGAGGUGUUAGUGCUGGCUAAUUUGCCAAGACUCAAAUCUGUGUACAUAGAUCAGACCUUGCCAUGGUCUUCACUUGAGGUUCUCAAAAUAUAUCAAUGCUCAAGAUUGAAAUCAUUGCCUUUAAGCAAGGAGAGGGCAACCAACCUCAGAUCCAUCAAAGGUGAACAAGAAUGGUGGGAUGAACUGCAGUGGGCAGACAAGGAGCAUUUUCAACAUAUAUUUACGGCCUCAAGUGGGUGUUAGUCGUUAUUCUUUGCCGUACUUGUUGAUGUAUGAAUUGAAAGACUAGCUGUGCCUUUCUUCUGGACUCUUGUAUUCCUAGUGUGGCAAAGUACUGCUGUAAAGUGUAAACUGUGAUAAUUACUAGUACAUCGCUGUUGUAAUUGGUGUUAUAUUAUUUUACCGUACUCUUGUAAUUUGUGCUGUUACAUUACUGUUUCAGAUGUUGAUGAUAAACAGCUUGUUGAUGUUCUAUUUUUCCUACUUCAGUUUAAACAUCAUGGCCAAUUUAUAUCUA